Halteromyces radiatus is the source of this 3213-nucleotide messenger RNA. RefSeq lists its product as uncharacterized. Gene Ontology annotation, biological process: regulation of DNA-templated transcription. The transcript has 3 exons. Lineage: Eukaryota; Fungi; Mucoromycota; Mucoromycetes; Mucorales; Cunninghamellaceae. Gene Ontology annotation, molecular function: DNA-binding transcription factor activity, RNA polymerase II-specific; zinc ion binding. The record is from RefSeq and is a predicted model, not a curated record. Bases 80 to 3142 code for a protein of 1020 amino acids.
UUUUUUUUUAUAUAUACCGUGAAGACUUUUUUAUAUCUAUUAUUUUAUAUACUUUAUCACUGUUUAUAUAUAUAUAUAUAUGGGAAGCAAGUUACGUUGGCAAUCUUGCUCCAAAUCUGAUUUUCCAUUGAAACGUAGUAAAGUGGCCAAAGCAUGUCAGGGCUGUAGAACCAAGAAGAUGCGCUGUGAUGGCAAAAAGCCUUGUACUCGGUGUGAAGCAGACAGAAAGCAUUGCGUAUAUCGACCAACUAGUCCUUCAUUUUCUAGAAAAUCCAAAUCAUCUCCAUCACCACUUCUUUUUGAAUGGUCAAGACUUGACAAACUAGCUUUCCAUCAAGACUUGUAUAUCGCUUUAAAUCUAUCUUCACCAAUUUCACGAACAAACAGCAAAAAGGAUCGAUUACCAGCAUUGUUAUUUGAAUUUUAUCAUUUAACUUCACAUCCCAUUACGAUUUGGACAAGGUUUUACACUCUUUUCCAAAAAUGGUACCGUUUACAGAAAUCAUCCUCUCUCAAAGACGCUCGUGUUCCUGCCGAUAUUGCCAAAGAAGCACUCCGACUCUUUUUACGAUACAAUUCUCUUUAUACCUUAUUCAUUGACGCGACUGAUCUCUUACUUGUUCUUGAUCAACACUCGUUUUUCCCCACAACCGGAUCCUCCACACCGCUCAACAACACAUCAACCUACUCGAUUGAUGUUACCUUAUUAUUAUUGGACACCAUCCUUGCUUUGACGUUUUUAGCUGCUGGUCAAACUCUUGGUUCCGAUCUUCUUUUAGACAUUGCUCAUUCUUUUUAUGAUACUGUACACAAACGUUGGUUAACUAUGACAUUCCUUUCAACACCUUCAACUCGAUCACACUCCUAUCACACAUCAUCAUCAUCAUCAUUAUCAACUCCAAUAUCUGCAUCACCAUUAUCGACGUCCUUAACAUCAGUAUUAAUACCAACAACUUCAGCCGAUUUACCAACGUCAUCGUCAGAAUCACCAUCAACAUCAGCAAUAGCCACAUUAUCACCUAUACCAACUCCAACUCCAACUCCAACAGCAGACUCACUGCAACUUCAUGAUAGCAGACCACUGGACGUAUUAGCUCAGGCAUCCAUUUUACUAAUUCAUUUCCAAUGCACGGCUAUUUGUGAACAACAAGCAUACAUGACUUCCAGGAUUGCUCAAGGAUAUGUGGAACGCCUCAUUUCUCAAACAGAAAACAAGGAUGGAAUAUCUGAAUCGGAAAAUCAUAUAACUUUACAGUAUACUCUUCAUGCAUGGCAAGUUUGGUUUGCGGUUUACUUAUAUGGACAUCAAUCUUUGAUAUCUCCUAUGGUAGCCUCCUCUUCCUCUUUUCCUAUGCCUCCGCCAUUUCCCACAUUGGUACCGUCUCUAUCGCAAGAAGAACAACAAAUUCAACAACAAGUAUGGACCUGGUCAGUACUCACUCAAUAUAUUCCUUUCUUGGAAUCACUCUUGAAAUCAAAUAGAUCACCGCAAAUAACAGUUCAAGAGUUGAUGGAGAAAUGUCAAUCCCUAUCAUCACUAUCGACUAUUCACAACAGUAGCAACAACAACAACAAGAUGGCAACUUCUCAAAUCACAUCUUCAGAACAAUUGGUGGCACUUUAUUGUACUAUGUUGAUCAUCCAACUAUUUUCAAGUCAAUGGUUACCACGCUUGGAUUUUUUUACUCCUGCCAUUCAAAGAAAGAAAGAAAAACAAGAAAACGGGCAUGAAAACGGUGAUGAUGAUGACAAACAUGAUUCUAUUAUUACUGGCGCUGAAGAUAAUGAUGACGACAAAAUCAAUAACAAGAACUUAUCCAAGAACGUAUGCAUCCAAACCAGCCAACGAAUUAUUCAGAUGAUAACCACUAUGAUGAUGACUGGCCAAGAUAUUACAACACACCAUAGCUCAUCUCCGUCAUUAUUACCAGUCCGAUAUCGUGCUCUCUGUCUUGCAGCCACCAUACUAGUACCACUUGGUCAAUACUCAUCCAAAUCAACAACAUCUUUAAACCAAUCCUUACAACAAUUGAACCAUAUAUUGAAAAAAGAUAUCCAGACUUGGUCAGUGGCACGACAAUGCCUUUAUCAUCUACAACAACGCCUACCAACAGUGUUUGCCAACCAAAACGACGAUGAUUAUAAUGAAGAAGGAAUAUCAGGUACCCACAACAACAUCUCACAGCAUGGACAAUCACAACUAUUGACACAACAACGUCGAAACUCAACGAUGAUGAAAAGGGGAUAUAUGGAUCAAGAACAGCUAAACAAGUUAUCAACCUCUAUUGGAAAACGGAAGUGGGAAGAGCAACAGCACACUAUAUCGUCAUUUGAGGAACAAUCAAAUGGAAUCAAGAAGCGGCAUCGCACUCAUCCAACGCUCGAUGGUUGGUUACCAAUGGAUCCUAUUUAUGAAAACUCAAGUGGUGGACCCGGUCCUUUCUUGGAAUUGACUCAAUCUCCGACUCCCUUACCCUUAUCAUCCAGUAUCUAUCCAGCGAUGACAGAACUGAUACCUUCUCAAUCAAUUAUUACGCCCAUGCCGACCAUGUAUUCUAUAGCAAACGAUGAUCAUGUAGAUAAUAAUGAUGAUAAAAAUGACAGCACAUCAUUUCACAUGAUACAAUCUACGCCAAUCAUGUCACCCUUGACGUACCAUCAUCAACAACCAUUGGCGCAGCAAAAGCAACAACAGCAUCAGGCAGGAUCAACAACAACAACAACAAUGGUAUCAUCACCAUUGAUCACCAACAGUAGUAGUGGACUACCUUCAUAUCAAUCAACAUUCAACAAUUACAAACGUGGGAUAUCUUCUUCAUAUGUAUCAACAAGACAAUCGAUUCAUGAUACUUUCACGGCUUCCAUGAUGGAAACAUUACACACACCUCUUGAUCAAUCAUCUAUUCAUACCAAUAUGGAGGCAAGUAAUACAUCAACAGCAACGACUUUUCUUGUUGACGAACCAAUACCCAGUAAAACAAAUGCUAAAAUGAUGAUGACUAUACCAGGGAACAAUUAUUUACUAUCGGAUGACAAACAAACAGAAGAAGAAUGGAUGUAUUUUCUUUAUCAACAACAACAACAACCAUCAUCAUCUGAUCCUUUUAUAUUAUUCUCAUCUUCAAUUGAAAAAAAAGAUUAAUAAUUAUAAUAAUUUGAUAGAAAGUGGGAUUAUUAUUAUUUUUUUAUAGUGUUAAUUAAUAAAUAAAAAAC